Messenger RNA from Paraglomus brasilianum, 2295 nucleotides. The record is from the annotation of a GenBank genome assembly. Lineage: Eukaryota; Fungi; Glomeromycota; Glomeromycetes; Paraglomerales; Paraglomeraceae.
AUGGUAUCAUCACCUCUUCUUAGUCCAUGCCUAAUACCCGAUUCUGUUCAUCCACCAAUUCCCGGCGAAUCACAUCAGUUUUACGGGAAUAGUCAUAUCAAAGAAGUAAAGUUGCCCGAGAAUGCACAUUCUGAUUCAACAAACGAAUCAUACAACGUCUUAGAAUCCAGUAAUCAGGAGUUAAAUAUACAUGAAGCUUCUGCAGCAGGGAAGCUACGUAAAGUACAAGAGUUAUUAGCGCUCCAUGCAGGCGGAGAUACUACCAACUCUUUUUUAUUAGCAAAUGCGGCAAAAACGACCACAGGUUUUACGCCUUUGCAUUAUGCCGCUUCCAGAGGCCAUUUUGAUGUAGUAAAAUGGCUUGUUGACUUUGCAGGUGCUAUUGUGGAUUUGGAGGAUUUCACUGGCGAAACAGCACUUCUGAAAGCUUCGCUCGCAGGUCAUGAUCGGGUGGUUGAGUUUUUGCUUAUGCGCGACGCUAAAGUUGACCGGAAAGACUCUGAUGGAUGGACUGCACUCCAUAAUGCUGCGUCACAAGGUCAUCUUCAGAUUGUGAAGUAUCUCCUUCAACAUACAAAUGCUGCUGUCGAUAUAAGAAGCAACAAAGGACAUACACCCUUGAUGAACGCUGCAUCAAAGGGACAUGUCGACGUUGUAAAAUAUUUAUUGGAACGAAAUGCCAACCCACUUGCUAAGAAUUCACUUGGUGAGACAGCAUACGAUGCUGCUGCUGGAAGUCGAGAACUUCAUAUCUGUGAGAUAUUAGAGCGAGCAGAACGCGAAUGGUGGAAAGGAAAGAGAACACAAUCCGAACCUACUUUACUUGGCGAUCUGUCUGAUAGUUCAGUAACUAACCAGUCAUACGAUGUCGUGGCAAUCCAUAUCACAAUACCAGCCGUUCUUUAUGAGAAUCAGCGCAGUUCAUCCUUUCCCAUUCUUCGUGGCUCACACAAAUUCUCGACCUCAGCACUUCUGAAGAAUGAUUUGUGUGGACCAUGGUCACUUCCAGACGGAAAGCCAAUGUCAAAAGACCAGUUUCCAUUUCCUAGCAGUGGUUCAGGGAAAGAUCGUGGCGAGUGGGUCUGGAUAGGCACAUGGGAGAUCGACAUGUCUCAGUCGCGAAUAGAUGCUGAAGGGUGGCAAUAUGCCAGAAGUUUCGAUGAAACAGAAGAGAUGUGGACAGAGGCUCCUUCAAGUACUACUGGACGUUAUGUCAGAAGGAGAAGAUGGAUUAGGAUUAUGAAGCGUGUUUUGGAUGAACCGACUGACGAAAGCGAUUAUGUCGCUAAGGCCAAAGCUGUUAUCGAUAAAGGAAAGCCCGAGAAUGGGUUAUCAGCAUCAGAUGAACUGGAACGUUUUACGCAGGCAAUAGAAAUUCUCAAGGAUGGAAUCGAAAAAAACCCCGACUCAGCAAGAAACUAUGAAGCAACUGCUUUAAUGGCCUCGUAUCUACAACAAGCCGAACAUCUCAAAACUUUUGACAACCAAGGAAAUGGCGUUAUCCAAACACCACUUAGUCCAAGAGAUAUACCAACAACACCAAGCACCCAGCGGCCAUCAAGUUCGCUAUUUUAUAAAUUAAGAUCACCAGAUAAUACUCUAUCCAACUUCACUAACAUCAAAGCUUCAUCGUCCACAAGUCUCAGUAGUCUCCAGACUAUCGAGAAUGCAUGGUCAACUAAUCCUCAGAGUGAAGACGUCGGGAAUUCAUCGUCCUUAUUUGAGGGUACUUCGGGGCUGGGAUCACCAACAAGGCCUCAGACGGCUUUGAGUACAGCGACUGCCUCCGCUACAGGACUGAAUUUAUCAAGAACGUGGGAGAAUGAUGAGGAUGUAGUUGCGUGCCGAAGAUGCUUUAAAAAGUUUGGGUUUAUAACCCGAAGGCAUCAUUGCAGGAAAUGUGGACAAGUAGUAUGCGAUCGCUGCUCGACAGCUCGCGUCCCGCUUCCUCCAAACCAAGUCCUCCGGGACCCAUCAGAAGUUACAGAUACGAGUACAUCCCCGUUCUACCGUGUUUGCGAUUCCUGUUAUCGCACAUUCGAUUUACACAAUCGACAACGAUCUGGUAGCACAGCAGCAUCCAUAAACUCCACCAGUUCAAUGUCCCGGCAACGACGACGCGACAGUUCCAGUUCGAUAUUGACCGAAUGUCCUGUCUGUGGUGUUCAGAUGAAAGACAUUCCGGGUGGAAAAGCCGCUGAAGAGGAACAUGUUAAGAACUGUCUAGAGAACAAGAAUGGAAACAACAUUAGCGGGUAUAAAUAUGUGGGUGAGCAAACCGUUUUUGGUAAUUAA